Trichoplusia ni (cabbage looper) is the source of this 811-nucleotide messenger RNA. RefSeq names its product glia maturation factor beta (gene GMF). The transcript has 4 exons. Gene Ontology annotation, molecular function: actin binding; Arp2/3 complex binding. The record is from RefSeq and is a predicted model, not a curated record. Gene Ontology annotation, biological process: negative regulation of Arp2/3 complex-mediated actin nucleation; actin filament debranching. Lineage: Eukaryota; Metazoa; Arthropoda; Insecta; Lepidoptera; Noctuidae. The coding region runs from base 98 to 523 and encodes 141 amino acids. Gene Ontology annotation, cellular component: actin cortical patch.
UGACGUUACUUGUCAUUUGUCAAACUGUAGACGUAAACAAUUCACUGAGUGUUCCGCUAUUUAUUGUUUGUUUUUAUAUUAAAUACAUUUAAUUACCAUGUCAUCACACAACGUAAACGUUUGCGACAUCACAGAUGACGUAAAGGAAGUGUUAAAGAAGUUUAGAUUCCAGAAACACACGACAAAUGCUGCGCUUAUACUGAAGGUGAACAGAGAAAAGCAGACCUUGGAGGUCGAUGAGGAGUUGGACAGCGUGGAGCUUGAGGAGUUGCAGGACAUCUUGCCGUCACACCAGCCGAGGUUCAUUGUAUACAGUUAUAAAAUGGAGCACGAAGACGGGCGGAUAUCGUUCCCGAUGUGUUUCAUAUUCUACACGCCGCGAGACGCACAUAUGGAACUACAGGUAAUGUACGCGGGUACGCAGCGCGCUCUGGCGGCGGCUGUGGGCGCGCCGCGACUGCUCGAAGUCAGAGAGAUUGAUGAACUCACUGCCGACUGGCUCAACGAGAAACUGAGGAAAUAGACACACUUGUAUCUAGAGUCUAGGUAUAGGGUGCAGGCUGACCUGCGUUGUGGUGAGGGCUAGGUGAAUAUGGAAAGAUCUAUAAAUAUUGUCUUUGUUCUACAGUGUUAAAUGCGUCGUUUUGCGUCCACAGUUUAAAAAUCUUGCUUCAAAAUGUCAAACGUAAUAAUUCAAGCAUAAAAAAAAAACAAAUCACUCAAAAAUUUAACAUUCACAAACAAUUAUAGACUCUGUGCACGGCCACAGAACUGCGAUAAUACUGAGAAAAUCCCAUUUGGCAAUCACAAA